UCUUGAAUGUUCUCAUCACGCUAAACCACGUAGCUUCCAAGGACGAGCUGGGUUCGUUGCUCUUGGUUUCUUCCGGGAGAGAGAUUAUCGACAUCAAAUGCACUUCUAUUAUAACGUAUCGUUUCUGGAACGUAAAGAAAAUAUCUUACAAGCGGAGUUCCAUAUAUUUAAAUUGCGACCCAAAACUGUCCAACCAAAUAUACUUAAAUCUCAUUUAGUUACGAUUCAAAUUUAUCAAGUUUUGUCACUAAAGAAUAUUGAUGCUCCUUCUAGCCUCAAGUUGAUCGAUGUUCGUCGCCUGAGUGCAUACAGUCACGGUUGGGUAACUUUCACAGUGAUGAGUGCCCUGCUCUCCUGGAUGAACAACACCUCACCCAAUUAUGGAUUACUUGUUAGAGCCACAGUGAUGUCUGGUGAGCCAAUUAAUAGUACGUUUAUACGGUUCGCCCAAAGAAGAGCUCACCAUGAUAGCAAACAACCCAUUUUAGUGGUUUUCACUGAUGAUGGUCUCCAGAAACAUCGCAAUUACAUUUCCCCGACGGAUGAAGGUUACCAAGAAAUAAAGGAAGAUAUACUACGUCACGAACUAGCACAGACUUCGAGAAGACUUGACUUCAGGAAAGCCAUCAGGCUUUUAAACGAAAAAGACCGAUCUGAUUACGAACAAAGUCAAGGUAAUUUCCCUAAUUUCAAAUCACGACAGAAACGGAGUGUGAAAUCGGGAUCAGGAGGCAACAAUACAAGGCACCGUCGACGUCCUGCGCGAAAUAUUUAUCGACGGAAGAAACGAAACUGCGCCCGUUAUGAAAUGUAUGUUGAUUUCAGUGCUAUCGGUUGGUCUGGUUGGAUAAUUUCACCGAAAGGUUAUAAUGCCUAUCAUUGUGCAGGGGCAUGCCCCUUCCCUUUAGGUCAAAGUCACAAGCCUACGAAUCAUGCUACAGUUCAAAGUAUCGUUCAUGCAUUGCACGCCGAUAAAAACGUACUUACUCCGUGCUGUGUCCCUGAUAAACUAUAUUCUAUAAGCCUGCUAUAUUUUGAUGAUGAUGAGAAUGUAAUUUUAAAGCUCUACGAGGAUAUGGUUGCUGCUAGUUGCGGUUGCCACUAGAUGGCAAUAUGACAGAGUCAUUUCAUUUCUCCUUAAGUGCUUUUGAACAUUACAUGGACGUCAGAAAUUCCUUAUUUGCUCACUCUUAUAAAUCUAAACCAUCAUUUCAAUGUAAAGAAAACAAACAAUUAUACAUAUAUAUACAUAUAUCCCAGUGGUAGAUGUCUGAUCAGCAUACCAAUUGAGAAAAUAAGGCCUUCGUUUAAAAGUUUAGUGAACAACUAAUGCCUCAUUCGAAAUUUGGCGAACCGAGUCACCCGUUAACUCGGUUUGGAUUUGCAAAUACAAUCGUUUCCUCUUGAAUUUCUGAUAGUUUAAGGAAAUUCAUGGACAUAGUCACUUCCCAUUUUCUCUCUUCUAAAUCACACACCAAAGCGUUUGGAACUUAUUUGAAAAGAAACCCUUUGAAAUUAUCCGAUCCAUCUACGUUUGUUCAAUUCACUUCAAUUUUGAAAUAUAACUGGAUCGACUUCUCGUCAAACAUCGCUCCUUCGCAAAUACACAUUUCACGUAAUUCUAUUAUUUCUUCGCAGGAAAUCUUUCAAUUUGAAGUGCAGCCGAAUGUUAGGAAAUAGCUCUUUAUUUGUAUCCGACAUUAACAAAUCAUAGAUAUUUCACCUCUCGCUUGCCUUACCUCUUCUCUUUAUAUGUCAAACACGGUAUAACUUUGGUCUUAUACAAACACACACAAAGUGGUGGUGUGAGCACUAAGAAGUAGAGUGUGCGACACGGGUUCAGUUCUUGGCUUAUAUAUUUCGUAUCCCUUCAAUUCUUUUACCCUCGAUGUCUCGUCGAUAUCGGUAACCUAGAGGAAGAGGGCAGGAGAGAGAGUCAGAUGAACAAAGAUGAUUUAUAUUCAAUAUUCCGCCCUAAAACGAAGUUUUCGGUGAUGACCCAAUAAAAUGAAAAAAAAAACAAGUCAAAAUGAAUCAAAAGCAUAUAUGCAUCUAAUGAAUAUAUUUACGUACGUAA
Molecule: messenger RNA, 2077 nt
Organism: Octopus sinensis (East Asian common octopus)
Lineage: Eukaryota; Metazoa; Mollusca; Cephalopoda; Octopoda; Octopodidae
Product: bone morphogenetic protein 5-like
Exons: 5
Coding region: 98-1105 (335 amino acids)
Biological process (GO): SMAD protein signal transduction
Cellular component (GO): extracellular region
Molecular function (GO): cytokine activity; growth factor activity
Source: RefSeq, a predicted model, not a curated record